Amphibalanus amphitrite is the source of this 3019-nucleotide messenger RNA. Its product is annotated as alpha-1,3-mannosyl-glycoprotein 2-beta-N-acetylglucosaminyltransferase-like. Lineage: Eukaryota; Metazoa; Arthropoda; Thecostraca; Balanomorpha; Balanidae. The record is from RefSeq and is a predicted model, not a curated record. Gene Ontology annotation, biological process: protein N-linked glycosylation. The coding region runs from base 413 to 1690 and encodes 425 amino acids. The transcript is spliced from 10 exons. Gene Ontology annotation, molecular function: alpha-1,3-mannosylglycoprotein 2-beta-N-acetylglucosaminyltransferase activity. Gene Ontology annotation, cellular component: Golgi apparatus.
AUUCCGUCUUGACUCUUGAAAGUUGAAACGGAGAUUUUUUAGUGCAAAUCAAAACAAGUUUCACUUUUUGGUUACAAGGUCUAUUUUGUAAUAAAUUUCUUGCCAAAGGCGAAUCAAUAAAAGUUUUACUAUACGUAGUAUUUCUCCUUGAAUCUGCGAUGAUUCUGCGGACCCGGUUGAUGAACAGAGAUUCGUUCUUCAUUUCUGGCGCAUAUCUUCUAUUUGUCAUUGAAUUAUAUUUCCAUGUAAAGAAUAUCAAUAUCGACACGAUUUUCCAUUGUUGUAGUCCAUUUAUUUUAGUAAUAAAGAUUAAGCUUCACCAAUAAUAUAAAAAAAGAGCCUACAAUGAUACCACCGUACUGGGGUGGAUGCUCAUCUUGAAAUAAUAACAAAGGACUGUGAGCUGUGAGCCAUGCGUCAGAAGCUGCUGGUGUACGUGGUGGCCGGCACGCUGGUCUGGUCGCUGGUCUACCUGCUCGUGUUCGUGAACCGGCCCAAUGGCAGCGUCCGCAGGACAGAGGAGAACACGCUGUCGCAGCAGAACGCCGAGAACCGGCGGCUUCUGGACGCACUCAAUAAGAUCGCGGACAACAGAGUGGCCGCUGCAGCGCCGGCCGGCUUAGUUGCGCCGGGCGCCGCCGGCGGCGCCACGGUCGCCGCGCCGGUGAUCGCCGUCCUGGUGUUCGCGUGUAACCGAGUGACGGUGUCGCGCCACCUGGACCAGGUGUUACGCUACCGACCCGACCCGGCGCGCUUCCCGGUGAUCGUGUCGCAGGACUGCGGCGACCGGCCCACCGCCGAGGUCAUAGCCGGGUACGGCAGCGCCGUCAAACACAUCCAGCAACCGGAUCAGAGCGACAUAGUUCUGCCGGCCAAGGAGAAGAAGUUCAAGGGCUACUUCAAGAUCGCGCGUCACUACCGCUGGGCGCUGAGCCAGGCGUUCGACACGUUCAACCACUCGACGGUGCUGAUCCUGGAGGAUGAUCUGGACAUCGCGCCCGACAUCUUCGACUACUUCACCAGCACGUACCCGCUGCUGCGGGACGACCCGACCCUGUGGUGUGUCUCCGCCUGGAACGAUAACGGUAAACUGUCGCGGAUCAACGCCUCGGCUGCGGAGCUGCUGUACCGCAGCGACUUUUUCCCGGGACUCGGCUGGAUGAUCACCGAUAAACUCUGGCACGAGCUGCGAGACAAGUGGCCCAAAUCGUACUGGGACGACUGGAUGAGGGAGCCGGCCCAGCGACUGGACAGGGCCUGCAUCAGACCAGAGGUGUCCCGCACCAGAACGUUCGGCAAAAAGGGAGUCAGCAAUGGGUUAUUCUUCGAGAAGCAUUUGAAGUUUAUUCACUUAAACGAUAGACCAGUACCGUUUACCAAAAUGGACAUGAGUUAUUUACUACGGGAGAACUACGACCCGUGGUUUGUCGACCACGUGUACUCGUGUCAGGAGGUUACCUACACUGAGCUGAAGGCCCGCCAGAUCGGCCACAAGGACUGCGUCCGGAUACAGUACGUCACCAAGGACGGCUUCAAGAGGACCGCCAAGAUGCUGGGACUCAUGGACGACCUGAAGUCGGGCGUGCCACGCACCGGGUACCGGGGAGUGGUCAGUUUCAUGUACGAGGACCGGCGGGUAUACCUGGCACCCCGACCCGACUGGACCAAAUACGACCUCACAUGGAGCUAGCGCCGGCACCGCCGCCCGCCCCGCCCGCCGCCGUCCGAGACGCAGUCGCCUCACUCGCCGCCGAUGGAGACAAAUCCUGCGCAGAUGUGUCUGUUGUCCAGCCUGCCGUCUCCGAGGCUAACUGUGAUAGACGGAGGACGUCGCCCGGUGUCAGCGUGGGCCGGUCGCUGCGCUCCUGUGAUACGCAGCUGCCGGGAAGUGCUCUGUGAUAGCCGAGCUGCUGCAGUGCAGUGAUCGGUGAACUGUGCAGUGCAGGGAGAGUGGGAGGUCGCUGGAGCGCCUCUGCAGGGCUGGACGUCGGUAGCCCGUGAGAAUAGACUCCGCCCUGGACAGAAGUAUUAAACACCUCUGGCUGGUGGUUAUUGUUGAUGGGACUGAGAGUGUCGUUUGUUGUUAAUGCACUGCGGUGUAGAUUUGUAGUUAACCGACGGCGUUGGGUGCGCCGGUGUUGUGAUUUUGGGGUGCGGUGUCGGGCGGGUGUUUUACCAAAGCAGUGACGUCGAGCCGGGAGGGACUCUGAAGGGACUGAAGGUAGUGCUCGUACCGCAGCCUUCGUGUGGACGCUGCGACGUGUUACGGAGUCGCGCCACAUCGACACGGGCGUCGUCUGUGAAUCUCUCAGCGCGGAGAUCCGCGUCAAAAAUGAAUUAUAUGAACUCGCCCACUGCAUGGUGCUCUUCAGAAGCUGUUACGUGGUGGCGUGCGUUUACGGUUUGAGAGUUUUUCCUAUAUUCUCUAUGAAAAGCGUUAUCUGCCGAGUGCUACCACCUGCGAUGAAUUCGUAACUGCAUUGUUAAAACAGUGUUGUCCUCAGAAGAGUCUCCAGAAUUGUUAUGCUAGUGCUUUGCUUAGCACUCUCCAGAAUAGAGUCCAUUUUAGCCAAUAUGUACUAGUAUGACCUCCGAUAUAUCCAUAUGGCUCACACGUUUACCACUUAACAUGUAUCAUAAACAGGCUCUUCCAGCAGUUUGUCGCACAUUAUACUUGUGCUGGCCCAUGACGAAUCUACCUGUGCAAUUGCGCAUAGUGUGUGCUCCACAGAAUAUUAAGUGCUUUAGUGAGCAAAACUGUCGUAAACCGAGCGUGCCCGGCUGCCAGACGCUGAUUGGCUGCCGCGUCUGUGACGUCACGGGUGCUAAGGACAGCUAGUCUCGUCAGUCUCGAGAGGACACACUCUGGUCUGCGGUUAGGAGUCUCGGCACACGAUGGCUGGGGCACGCGCGACGCGUGUGUGCGGAGUGCUGAAACUCAGCGAGGUUGUGGUGCUUGCUCUCGUCUGGUCUGGUAUGGCUAGGUCCACGGAUAUUUGUCACAAAAGUGGUGGAUGUU